AACACUUUCACUUUGCUUCGAAAUUAUGAUACAUGGAUAAAAUUAUACCUACAAUGGCAACACUGGACCGCCGCCACGUGCCAGCCCGCAAACCCCAGUUUUAAGAUUAAUGCUGACCUGAAAGAGGACAAAGCCAAGGUGCUUCUGAAUCAGGAAGUUGAUUUCGAUAAGCCCGGUAAUGCUCAGUUCUAUUGCUUGCACUGUGCCAGAUACUUCAUUACCAGUCAAGCAUUGAAGGAACAUUUCACCACCAAAGUGCAUAAAAGGCGGAUGAAGGCCUUGGAAGAGGAGCCCUACACUAUUGAAGAUUCAGAGCGAGCUGCUGGACAGGGUAGUUGGAAACCACCUCUAAAGAGGAAGAUUGCAACUCAGCAACCCCUAGGCGAGGACUCGGGGAAAAAACAGAAAACUGAUCCAUCAUGUUAAAUAAGUAUAAAAUAAUUUCUAAGGCUGUGAGGCAUUUUUCAUCGGCAUUAUAUAUAACUGGAGAUAAAGCAAUGACAAACUUCGUGGUUCUAACUCCAGUUAUCGAUUUCGAGAAACAGAUAGAGCAUAAGGAAAACUUAAUUGAAAAUAUCAAAGCGCGCCAAUUACCAAUUGAUAUAAAUGCUGUUGAAGAACAAUGGAACUUUUUCCAAGACAUUGAGCAUAAGAAAAAAGCUCUGGAGCAAACCAGAACAGGCAUAAGCCAACGAAUGUCUUACUUAAUAAAACAGGAAAAUGAUUUCCCAUCAAGCAAGGAACUUGACAAAUUAAAGCUACAUCUCAAAAUAGUUAAAGACGAUCUAAAACAUUUACGCACCAUGAGAUAUAGUGUUGAAGAAGCGGCUGCCCUUCAAGUGCUAAACUUGCCUAAUGUUCUACAUCCAAAAACGCCUGAAAAUGAAGAGUUGGAAGUUUAUAGAUACCUAGAAAUAAACGACAGCAAAACAGAAAAUCAUCUAACACUUGGCAAUCAAAAAGGUUAUUUUAAAUUUCUGAAUAAUUUCAGUUGUUAUUUAACAUCAGAUGCAGCCUUAUUUGAACGUUCACUACAAAACUAUUUCAAUGGGGAAUUGGUCAAGUUAAAUUAUCUGCAAUUUUCAAAUUCCGAUCUAGUUAAAAGUGUAGUUGUCGAAGGCUGUGGUGGUAAUCCAUUCGCAGGGUCAGAUGUACUAACUUUAGAAGACAUUCAUUGCGUAAAUAAGGAGGGCCUAAACAGAUUACAUCUUGUUGGGGGCAGCUCUUUCUAUUCGUUUAUGGCAUAUUUUACAAAACAUUUUUUGCAACCCACACAUUUCCCGAUCAAAGCAUUUUGCGUGGGUCGAAAAUAUCAAACUGUGGACCCAAGCUCUAUUCAAAAUCUAUUCAACUUAAAUCAAUCAUCCGAAAUUGGCUUAUUCCGUGCAACUAAUAACUCGGAAGUCUUCGAGCACGUUUUAGAGGACCUCUUAUCAUUAUACAAGCCUCUAGGUUAUCAUUUCAGGGUAGCUUUACUGCCGGCAAAUAAACUAAAUAUCGCGGAAAGUUUAAGAAUUUCCAUUCAAAUGUUUUCGAACCAUCUACAGACUUAUAUUGAAGUUGGAUAUGUUUCUUUUUACGAAGACUUUAUAAGUAAACGGCUACUGCUGAAUUGGAACCAAAAUGGCGUAAGAAAGUUUUCUUAUUUAACUGGUGGAAGCCUAGUGAAUAUUCACAAAGUAAUAGGGUGUGUAGUGGAAAAUAAUAGUCUGGACUCAAAACCGUUGAUAAAUGCCUUUUUGUCUAAAUAUGUAUUUUAAACGUUAUUAAAUCUUGCUAAGUUA
This is a messenger RNA of Dendroctonus ponderosae (mountain pine beetle), 1784 nucleotides long. RefSeq names its product zinc finger protein 593. The record is from RefSeq and is a predicted model, not a curated record. Gene Ontology annotation, molecular function: tRNA binding; zinc ion binding; serine-tRNA ligase activity. Gene Ontology annotation, cellular component: mitochondrion. The transcript is spliced from 2 exons. Lineage: Eukaryota; Metazoa; Arthropoda; Insecta; Coleoptera; Curculionidae. Bases 420 to 1760 code for a protein of 446 amino acids. Gene Ontology annotation, biological process: seryl-tRNA aminoacylation.